CUAGCGAUUUGGCGGUGUAUAGGCAUGGCUGAAUACGUGCCUCCUGCGUACGUGCGUGGUGUACGUACGUGCGUGAUUACUCGCACACGUACGUUCCUCAUGAAAGGGACGACGGGAGCUGCAUGAAAGCCGAAGAGUUAUGGACCGCUAGCAUCUGUCACUGGCCACCGGUUUCCGGGAGUAAGCGGCAGCUACCUUACAGCCCUAACACGAGCCGGGCGCUCUCUCUUCUCACCGCGGCCCACGUCUCCUCGCUGGCUCCGGUGGCCUCGCUGGGUCGCGAGGAGGCGGAGGACUGUUCUCUGAGGCCAAAAGCCAGAGUCGGCCCUGAACGCCCACGACUCUCAGGGUCCGGAGACCGUGAGACCGGCCGCGGCUGAAAGGUAAAGAAACUAAGUGGAAGAGUGUUUCCUCCUCUGGCCGUAAAGCAGGUACUCUCUGCAGCACCAGCUGUCCCCGCCCUACUCCGGACCGCCCCAAAGACUCCAUGGGAUGGACCUGAGUCAGCCGAAUCCCAGCCCCUUCCCUUGGGCCUGCUGUGGUGCUCGACAUCAGUGACAGAUGGAAGCAGCAGACCAUCAAGGCCACGGGAGGCCCGGGGCGCUUGCGAAGAUGAAGUUUGGCUGCCUCUCCUUCCGGCAGCCUUAUGCUGGCUUUGUCUUAAAUGGAAUCAAGACUGUGGAGACGCGCUGGCGUCCCCUGCUGAGCAGCCAGCGGAACUGUACCAUCGCCAUCCACAUUGCUCACAGGGACUGGGAAGGCGAUGCCUGGCGGGAGCUGCUGGUGGAGAGACUCGGGAUGACUCCUGCUCAGAUUCAGGCCUUGCUCAGGGAAGGGGAAAAGUUUGGUCGAGGAGUGAUAGCGGGACUCGUUGACAUUGGGGAAACUUUGCAGUGCCCCGAAGACUUAACUCCCGAUGAGGUUGUGGAACUAGAAAAUCAAGCUGUACUGACCAACCUGAAGCAGAAGUACCUGACUGUGAUUUCAAACCCCAGGUGGUUACUGGAGCCCAUACCUAGGAAAGGAGGCAAGGAUGUAUUCCAGAGUUGCUCGGGCGUGUUUUGCAGAAUCCAUAGAGGUUCAGCUGGCGAAUGAAACUCGUCAAGCGGUCUGUUUUGAAGAUCCUCUCUGCACCUCUCCGUUGAAGAACCUCCCUCUGGAAGAGAUCCUUGUCGAUGAUCACGGCGUCUCCAUCAUCGUUCCAGCUCACAGACUUGAAUGUGUCUUCCUCCACAAUCGUCCAAAGCUUUCUUGGGAAGGAGAGCCUAAAAAGGUUGUGGUUGUCUUCCACGUUGACCACGCGUUGGUUUCGGUCUUCUGGUGGUGAGUUAUCUUGGGAGCCUGGAUCUUGGCUCAUGGCUUGGUCCUCGUGCCUGUCCAAAACCUCGCUGGAAUCUGGAUUUGGAUCAGGUGAAGAACCAGGUGGGCCCCCGCUUGUUGGCUCUCCACCAACAGAUGGGGCCAGCUUGGCUUCAUAUUCCUGUUCAGUGUUCUGACUCGCCAUGGAGCUACACCAGAAUCAGGAGCAUUUUGUACCCAAGGCCCUUAUCACUGUCCUAGCAAGUCCAAAAUGCCUUCAGUCAGAGUAGGUGUGCCCAAUAAAUACUGUCCACAAAAUUCUAGAGUCUCGGUAUCAGGGCAACCAGUGGCUUAACUCAUCAUCUGCUGUAUUUGUCACAUGAUGUCACAAAGGUGGCUCUCAGCCAAUCUGGAGAGGGGGCCCUGGCCAGGUGUUGCGGGAGUAGACAGGUGGCAUGGCCUUCAGCUUCUCCCUUUUCUAAAAGUAUAAACAGGCAUGGUUCAAGUUCCCAGAAAAGUCUCCCAUCUUCUGACAGUCACAUUGUGUCAUAGGGCCAGGCCCCAGAUGAGCUGAGAAACCAUGGCUGUAUGGCCACUCCCAACCCUGAAGACAGGGGAGGCCAUUUGCUGGCUUCUAAUUUGCUCAAGAGCCAGCCCCUAGUUAUCCCUAGCUUGGGUUUCACCAAGACUGCCUGACUCAGAUGGACCCCUCAUGGGUGACUGCCUUCAAGGAGAUGGUGGUCCCUACCAGGCUGUUUGGCCUGAUCUGUGUGGUAGCACCCCUCUUUUCCAAUCCCCCCCAUCUCCUUCCUGCUUUGGUCUCUUCCAGGUACUCCUAAUGAUUGGUUGGAUGUGCUCCAGUUGGCCCAGAUAAAGUGUUUCUUAUUCCCCUUGGUCAAGUUGUCCCCAGAGUGGUGCUGUGCCUGAGCAUGGUGGGAGCACUCCCCUCACUCCUCUACCACUGUGUUACCCAUAGCACCAUUUGUGGUUGGAUGGCCACAUCCUCAGCUGUGCUUUGGAGUGUCCUGUGGAGCUCUGCUUGCCCCUGCAUCUCACCCUCUUGCAGAUCACAACAGGAGAUUACCUUUAGUUUCAUUUUUGCCCAUAAAUACUGUUUUCAUUGCCCAAGACACGUUCAUUUCUGAGGCCUGCUUUACACAGACUAGCCUAAGAAAAGUUUCUGCUUGUCUAGUUAGACCUGAUUAAAGUAAUCCAGCACGAAAGUGCCAUCAUUAUGUAUUUGAAAACAGAUGAGCGUAUGAGUGUGUGUUGGGGUGGGCAGGAGGAGGGAGAAAACCCAAAUGAAAGCCAUGUUCAACCCCAGAUGAGAGGAUACGACAGUCUUUUUGGUGAUACAUUUUCUCUAGCCAUUAAAGACAACUUUGUUCUUAAUAUUCACUCUGUAUAGGGAGACAGAGUGAUACAGUGGAAAGGCCCCAGACUGAAAGGACCCUGGGUCCUUGUCCCACUGAGUAGCACCCUUUGCCCACUCAGGGUCGGCCCUGAGUGCGAAGAGGGUUGGAAGAGGCUCUUCCAAGGUGCUUUUCAAUCUCAGGGCUCUCUAGUCCUUCAUGGUGCCCCCAGUGCCUGGAUGCAGGCUUGGUUCAUGGUCACCAAGCUUUUUAAACAGGUUUACAAAGGUUUUGUUCAAGGACUCAGUGUAACCUGUAGGCACACACACUCUGAGGCUAAAUAUUAAAAUAGAGGCCAUUGGUGACAUCUCUAAAUGAGGAUCCUUGAGUAUUCAAUUAUACAGCUGGUAUCUUUCACUUACAUACCAAAGUGCUUUUUCAUAGGGGAAUUCUUAAGACUGAGAAUGACAUUUUGUUGUGGCUUUUGCGAACUUAUAAACUCUGCUGAUUACUUAUAUAAA
Molecule: messenger RNA, 3172 nt
Organism: Gorilla gorilla gorilla (western lowland gorilla)
Lineage: Eukaryota; Metazoa; Chordata; Mammalia; Primates; Hominidae
Gene: EOLA1
Product: endothelium and lymphocyte associated ASCH domain 1
Exons: 6
Coding region: 562-1095 (177 amino acids)
Source: RefSeq, a predicted model, not a curated record